AAAGGGUUUUGUUGACUUUUGUUUGAUGCCAAAAGAAAUUUCUUUCUCAGAUCAGAAUACUCAUGUGUUAUUCUAUUCCCCUUUACAUCUCAUCUUUCAGGGCCAAGGAGAUUAAGAUCAAGUUGGGAAUUCUCCUCCAGAAGCCAGACUCAGCUCUUGACCUUAUCAUUCCAUAUAACGAGAAGCCGGAGAAACUAGCCAAGACCCAGAAACCCUCGCUGGACGAGGCCCUGCAAUGGCGUGAUUCCCUGGACAAGCUCCUGCAGAACAACUAUGGGCUUGCUAGUUUCAAAAGUUUCCUGAAGUCCGAAUUCAGUGAGGAAAACCUUGAGUUCUGGAUUGUCUGUGAGGAUUACAAGAAGAUCAAAUCCCCUGUCAAGAUGGCUGAGAAGGCAAAGCAAAUUUAUGAAGAAUUCAUCCAAACAGAGGCUCCUAAAGAGGUUGGUCCUGUUGGGCUGGUGG
Molecule: messenger RNA, 462 nt
Organism: Castor canadensis (American beaver)
Lineage: Eukaryota; Metazoa; Chordata; Mammalia; Rodentia; Castoridae
Source: RefSeq, a predicted model, not a curated record